Schistocerca gregaria is the source of this 4811-nucleotide messenger RNA. RefSeq names its product matrix metalloproteinase-24 (gene Mmp1). The transcript has 9 exons. Gene Ontology annotation, molecular function: zinc ion binding; metalloendopeptidase activity. The record is from RefSeq and is a predicted model, not a curated record. Gene Ontology annotation, cellular component: extracellular matrix. The coding region runs from base 211 to 1851 and encodes 546 amino acids. Gene Ontology annotation, biological process: collagen catabolic process; proteolysis; extracellular matrix organization. Lineage: Eukaryota; Metazoa; Arthropoda; Insecta; Orthoptera; Acrididae.
ACUUAUGCCCGCAAUAAAACGCGCGGGCGCGCGCGCCGUCACACCACUGUUGGGUUCGCGCCGCGGACAGUCGGCAGGUAGGGUCUGGGAACUGACAGGCAGCUGGUCCACGGUAGCUUGGUAGUGGUACAAGAGCUAGGCGAGAUUGCCGUGGACGACGCGUCUCGAGUGACCAGGACACACAGACACACGAGUGUUGCGGCAACCAGCAUGUGGACCGCAGCGGCAGCGAUCUCUGUGCUGGCGUGCGCCCUCCUUUGCGGAGCGGGACACGCCUUCCCCGUGGGAGGAGACAUCUCGGACACAAACGCAAUGAUAUACUUAUCGCAGUUCGGGUACAUCAACAAGAGUCUUAGCCAAUUCAGCUCUGGCUACUUCAACAGGGAUCAACUCUCUACGGCCAUCGCAGACUUCCAGUCAUUCGCUGGACUGAACAUAACUGGCGAGCUGGACGAGGAGACGAAGGCGACGAUGAGCCUGCCGCGGUGCGGAGUCAAGGACCGCAUCGGAUACGGCGCCAGCUCGCGCAGCAAGCGCUACGCCCUCCAAGGAAGCCGGUGGCGUGUCAAGAGCCUGAAGUACCGCAUCUCCAAGUACCCGAGCAACCUGAACCACGGCAAGGUUGACCGCGAGCUGGCCAGGGCGUUCGGCGUGUGGUCCGACUACACCGACCUGACCUUCACGCAGGUGAAGAGCGGCUCGGAACAGGUGCACAUCGACAUCCGCUUCGAGAAGGGCGAGCACGGUGACGGAGACCCGUUCGAUGGGCCCGGAGGCACCCUGGCCCACGCCUACUUCCCCGUCUACGGCGGAGACGCGCACUUCGACGACGCCGAGCACUGGACCAUCGACAGCUACAGAGGCACUAACCUUUUCCAAGUGGCGGCCCACGAAUUCGGCCAUUCCUUGGGGCUGUCGCAUUCGGACGUCAAGACCGCCCUGAUGGCACCUUUCUACCGAGGAUACGAGCCAUCAUUUACGUUGGACGCUGAUGACAUCUUGGGUAUCCAGAAACUGUACGGCAAGAAGACUCGCAGCUCCGGAGGCAGCAGCGGUGACGGCAGCAGCAGCGGCUCGGACAACACCCCCAAGCUGCCCAAGGUGCCCACCGCCCCCGGCAGCGGCGGCACGCUCUGCAAGAACGCCUCCGUGGACACCAUCUUCCGCGCCGAGGAGGACACGCACUACGUCUUCAAGGGCGACCUCUACUGGAAGCUGACGGACGACGGCGUCGCGGCGGGCUACCCGCGCAAGAUCUCCGACUCGUGGCAGGGGCUGCCCGGGGACAUUGACGCCGCCUUCACCUACCGCAACGGCAAGACGUACUUCUUCAAGGGGCCCCACUACUGGCGCUACGUGGGCAAGCGGAUGGACGGCGACUACCCCAAGCUCAUCUCGGAGGGCUUCACCGGCAUCCCCGACAACAUCGAUGCCGCCGUCGUCUGGACCGGCAACGGCAAGAUCUACUUCUACAAGGGAACCAAGUUCUGGAAGUUCGACCCGGCCCAGAGGCCCCCCGUGAAGAGCAUCUACCCAAAGCCCAUCUCCAACUGGGAGGGCAUCCCCAACAACAUCGACACCGCCACCGUCUACCACGGAUACACCUAUUUCUUCAAGAACGGACAGUACUGGCGGUUUGACGACAGAUCCUUUGCGGUGGACAACGCCAACCCCAAGUUCCCGAGGCCGACGUCGAAGUGGUGGUUCGGCUGCAAAGGUGAAUUAGUAGAUGGGAACAACAGAGUGGGGGGUGAGGAGCGGCCGCAGUCGGAGCGCGACAGCGAAGUGGGGGACAGCGACUUAGACGCAGACGCAACUUAUGCAGGACUGGAACGCCCUGUUGUUAAGUAAAGAAAUUCUCAGUGCCAUGAAAAUAACAUCGACUGAACAUUUGCAAGCGUUUGGCGCUAACAAAGAGAUGCAAAACGGGAAGUGAGAGACAGAGACAGACAGACAGAGAGGGGGUUGUUCGAGAGGACCGCUGGCGGUCCUUUCGCUUUUAAUGAGAGUCACGAGUCAUGUGUUGUGAUCGUGUGUCAUACGCAGACGAUAGCAACGUGGAGCCACCACGGGACACCAGGGCCAACCUUGGUAACCAGGCAGCGACGAAGGCGCCCCUGCCGGUCUUUGUGGCAAUCACGGCGACGGCAGCGCUCCUCGCGGCGAUGCCCGGACAUCUGCUGACGCACUAGCACACCUCGGCUGCACAUUGCCAGUUGCACAGACGUCACGGAUUGCACGACAACUGUCUCUCUACCACUGCACCAUCACCACCACACGAUACCCUCCCUCUCCUCUCACUAGUCUGUAAGUUAAUUUAUUUACAACAUCUUUCUUGCGCCAACAAGAAGUCGGCUGUGAACUACGAAGUUUGUUCUCAGUUCAGCAUGACGAAGGAUCGUCAUGCUUUGAGAUGGCCACGACUGAAGAUAAAGACUUGGUAACCCUCUCGGGGUAAGGUGUAAAGAGUCACUGAUUUUGUAAGUGUAAAAGGCGUCGAGCAUGUUGUGUCGGUUCUGAGCACGUUAUGUAACUAUCACAAUGCACCUGGAGUGGAUCUGGAUACUUAGUAGAUGGGCGAUGAAGUGAGUCGAGGAGUUAAACGAACAGCUUCCGAACAGAGAGGCAACAAACAUUUAUUUUACUAGAUAAAUAUGACAAUAUUUCAAUACAAACUGCUUCAUUUUAUAUUAACAUGGAUGUAGAUGAUAUUCGGCACUAAUUAUUCCAAUGCAUAUCAUGGAAGGCUCCUCGACUUACUUGAUUCGCUGCAGAUUUUUCAAGUUGUUGCCCAUAAAAGAUGAAAAUAAUGCACUGACCCGUCACAUCUGUAAAUGAUCACAACUGAAACUACUAACGCAUGCUGGAGACAAGACUAAGUACAAAAUUCUCCGUCCCAGAAAAAUCCUGUGCCUCAUAACUAUCACUUUUGUAAUAUACUGAAUGGAUCCUUACUUAUUUCAGACACGGAUCAGGAGAUUACUCAUCUCAUAAGUCUGCUGCUGCGGACGUUACAGAGUUAGAAAAGUCAAAUCCGGUAAAUGUAGAGAAGAAGGACCAUUUCGAAAUUCUCAGGAAGAUUUUUAAUACUACAGUGGUUAUUGUAAACUUUGUAUGAGUUAAGUAAUUUCGAGAAAAAAAUAUAUAAACUGGUUUCUGAAUAUUUAAGUUCUGCGGAACAGAAAAUCUUCACAGUUGUGCCUUAAUCAUUCCAUGACGCUUUGUAGCGCGAGAAUUCAUGUUUAUAGUCCAGCAAUGUCUGUUCAAGCUAGUCACGAAGCGAAUAGCGUGAAGGAUCAGUGCAAACACAAAUGUUUACUUUAUGUUUUUCCCAAAGAACAGUAUAUUAUAUAUAUUUCAACAGUAUGAGCAGAGCUCGCGCGCUGUCUGGUUUUAAUAUGUUUGAAGUUGUUGUAGGGAAUAUGAAAAAUGCUUACUCAGUGAGGAAGACAGCGUAAGUACGUGUAUGAAGAGUGCUCAGUUCCAUACCGGUAAUUCUCAGUCGGAUUCUAAGAAGCACAACAUGCUCCUAUAAGGGACGAUGAAGGGGUUUUUAAGUGCGCUACUCAGGAUUGAGGUAGCAGUGCCUCUGGAAACUCAGGGGGAAACAUAUUAACUUGGGAGAAUAGCCAGAUGUGCCUUUGCUUGUCUCCUCUUCAGAGAGAGGCGAAAGCGGUCGUUGAAUAAUGGAGAGUGUUUGUAGUUAUGUCGCCUCUAUGUUUCAAUGCAGCUCGUCGGCCAACAAUGUUCACAUAGUCACCAGGAUACUCCACGCAACAGUUUUAAAUCAAUAGGGCAGCAUAUAAAAUAUUUUGCUCUCAAGUGCAAAAGCUUUGCGCAUCUCUGGAGAACGUAUUCUUAUGUCUAAGGCGAUUAAAUCAGUGGUAACCUUACAGAACAAAUAACAUAAAAUUAACAAUAGGGACUUCCAUAAUUUUGUCCCUUCUGAGACAAUAAAAAGUGGGGAAAACAUGCCUGGUGAGAAAGUGGACAAAGUUUGCUCUGCAUUCCAUCCAAACAUAUGAAAUGAAAUAUACCACGAACUGUGAUUAUUUUUGUAUAUAUAUAUAUAUUAUGUAUAUGUUUGUGUGAAUGUGUUUUGUAUAUUGUAAUGUUAUGAUUGGGCAGGGUCGGACAGUGACAUAGUGUUUGGACUAGAUCUCGGGGGCGGUAACUAAGGCAAUGUCUCCAGAUGGACGUUUUCUGAGGAGUCCUCUUACAGGGAGAUUCCAGAUGUUGAACAUUGUUCUUGUGACAGGCCAUAGUCCCACUUCGCCAGCCGGGGUUUGCAGCUCUGCCACUGUCCAGCCCUGCAUUUGAGAGCAUUGUUUAUGUAUAUGUUCAUGUGUAUAACCUCUGUGCUGAAUGCACAUGUUCCUAGAAGUUGCGCCGACAACAUGUCCUGUGUGCAUCUGACACUACCACUCCACCAGCGCGUGUGGGCUCUGGACUGCAACAACGCCGUUGCCAACAAAGCAACAUUUGCCAACAAAGCAAUAUUUACGAAUAGGGCGGCAAAUGAAUAAAUCUGACUGUAUGUAAUGUCUGUAAAGUUGGUAGUAGAGCACAAAAGUUGAAAAGCAAUAGUAAACCCAUGUUUAAAAACAGUGUUUUAGAUUUCAUUUUUAGCGAACAGCUGUACACCGAACAUGUUGUCUGAAACACAAUAAACCAAGGUACAGUAUUAUCACUGUGCCAGAUUAUGCCUGACACAAUAAUGCGAUGAACGUUUUUAUUGUGAAAAUGUCAUUCAUUAAAAAGUUAUGUACAUUAUAAAAUAUAAUAAAAUAUUUUGUUAAAAAUUUUAAUAA